AUUGAUCUCUCAAACAUGGAACAAGUGCAACUGCUUGGAAUGUGGCUGAGUCCUUACAGUUACAGGGUCAUUUGGGCUCUGAAACUGGAAGGCAUAGCAUAUGAAUACAUAGAAGAAGAUCUCUCCAAUAAGAGUCCUUUGCUUCUCCAAUGUAACCCGGUUCACAAGAAGAUACCCGUGCUAAUUCAUAGUGGAAAACCGAUUUGCGAGUCCUCGGUUAUUCUUGAAUACAUUGAAGAGAUAUGGCCCCAGAAUUCCUUGCUGCCAUGUGAUCCAUAUGAGAGAGCCAUCGCCAGGUUUUGGAUCAAAUUUGCUGAUGAUAAGAGUCCUUCAAUCUCAAAGAUGUCUCGAACCAGCAGCGAAGAGCAGGAGACGGCAGUAAAGGACAUCUUGGAAAUGUUAGAAACCAUUGAAGAACAUGGCCUGAUUGGAGGGAAGAAAUUCUUUGGGGGAGACAAGAUUAGCAUGGUGGACAUGGCAUUUGGUGCAGUUGCUUACUGGCUGGGAGUUAUUGAAGAUGCAGCAGGCCUAAAAAUAUCUGAAGCACACGAGUUCCCUCGUUUGCAGUCAUGGGUCCAAAAUUUCAAGGAAGUUCUCAUAAUUAAAGAAAACCUCCCUGAUCGUGAUAAAAUGUUUCCUUUGUUAAAGCGUCGCAGAGAUGUUGCUGGCGUCUAA
Theobroma cacao (cacao) is the source of this 675-nucleotide messenger RNA. Lineage: Eukaryota; Viridiplantae; Streptophyta; Magnoliopsida; Malvales; Malvaceae. The record is from RefSeq and is a predicted model, not a curated record.